Messenger RNA from Penicillium angulare, 927 nucleotides. Its product is annotated as putative mitochondrial phosphate carrier protein (Mir1). The transcript is spliced from 5 exons. Gene Ontology annotation, molecular function: phosphate transmembrane transporter activity. Gene Ontology annotation, cellular component: mitochondrial inner membrane. The record is from RefSeq and is a predicted model, not a curated record. Bases 1 to 927 code for a protein of 308 amino acids. Gene Ontology annotation, biological process: mitochondrial phosphate ion transmembrane transport. NCBI's taxonomy places the organism in Eukaryota, Fungi, Ascomycota, Eurotiomycetes, Eurotiales, Aspergillaceae.
AUGGCCGCUCCUACCCCCGCUGCCCCUGCCGGCCCUACUGGCUUGGACCUCUACUCUCGCUUCGCCUUCGCUGGUGCUUGCUGCUGUGCCAUCACCCACGGAGCUGCCACUCCCCUUGAUGUCGUCAAGACCCGUAUUCAGCUUGACCCUGCCACCUACAACCGUGGUAUGAUCGGUGGUUUCCGCCAGGUCAUCCAGAACGAGGGAGCUGGUGCUCUCCUGACUGGUUUCGGUCCUACCGCCGCUGGUUACUUCAUCCAGGGUUCCCUGAAGUUCGGUGGUUACGAGUUCUUCAAGCAGCAGUCCAUCAACGUUCUCGGUCUGGAGUCUGCUACCAACAACCGCACCGCUGUCUACCUCGCUUCCUCCGCCGCCGCUGAGUUCGUCGCUGACAUCGGUCUCUGCCCCCUUGAGGCCACCCGUAUCCGUCUGGUAUCUCAGCCUACCUUCGCCACCGGUCUGAUGAGCGGUUUCAGCCGUAUCCUUAAGGAGGAGGGUGUUGCUGCUUUCUACUCCGGAUUCGGACCCAUUCUGUUCAAGCAGGUUCCUUACACUAUGGCCAAGUUCGUCGUCUUCGAGAAGGUUUCCGAGGCCAUCUACAACUCCAUCGACAAGGAGUCCGCUUCCAACGGUACCAAGACCGGUAUCAACCUUGGUUCCGGUCUUAUUGCCGGUCUCGCCGCUGCCGCUGUCUCCCAGCCCGCUGACACUAUGCUCUCCAAGAUCAACAAGACCCAGGGUCUCCCCGGUGAGGGCACUAUCUCUCGUCUUAUUAAGAUCGGAAAAGAGCUUGGUAUCCGUGGCUCUUACGGCGGUAUCGGCGCCCGUCUCUUCAUGGUUGGUGGUAUCACUGCCGGUCAGUUCGCCAUCUACGGUGACAUCAAGCGUAUGCUCGGUGCCACUGGCGGUGUUGAGAUUGGCAAAUAG